This is a messenger RNA of Daphnia magna, 942 nucleotides long. RefSeq lists its product as uncharacterized. The transcript has 2 exons. Bases 85 to 699 code for a protein of 204 amino acids. Lineage: Eukaryota; Metazoa; Arthropoda; Branchiopoda; Diplostraca; Daphniidae. The record is from RefSeq and is a predicted model, not a curated record.
AUAAAGGAAGGUGAUACAUUUCAUAUCCGACACUUCGACACAAGCCUGGGCUCAUUGACGAAGGGAAAACUGACCGAAAAAAAAAUGCAGUUCGUUUUCGCUAGCUUUGUCUUCGUUUCCUUCAUUAUUUAUGCAUCGGCUCAGUACCAGCUAGAUCCUAGCCAAUACUACGUUGACAAUCAUUUCCGGAGCGGAAGUCCAGAUUCAUCUUUUGAUGUUGCGGAGGUCGACGAACGUUUUAUCAAGACGGUAUCGUUGACUCUGUCGACGACUACCGUCACCACCACAACGACUUCGAUGGCAACGUGCACCACGUCCACUGGUGCGCUUUCCGUUUGCACAGCGUCCGGAAGACGUCGUCGUGGUCUCCAUCUCAGCGGAAACAAGGAAGGACGCGGGCUGUUCUACAACGAGAACGAAGAACCCAGCGAAGAUGGCACCAUCUUCUUGCCAUCGCCUAUCAAGGAAGAGGAAAAACAAAUUGAACCGGUCCCAACUCCCGAAGAAAACAAAGAGGCCAAGGCGAUUCCGUUCGUCGUCGAGUCUGGAUUCAGCGCUCCUGCUAGACAAAGUCGUGUUUUGGUGUAUUUUGGUACGUCAACUACCACGAGAACAACUACGACAACCAGCACAACGACGUUGACGGCCAUCUGUCUCAGCACCACCGGAUAUCAGGUGUGCGGAUCCCAUGGCAAAUAAGAUGUGCGUUUGUGACGGGAUAUGCUUUUGUCUUCGUUCGUUUCAACACGGCAAAGUAAUUUGAUUCAUCUUGUGCUACGUGAAUUUCUAAAUUUGAAAUUCUGGCUUAUUUAUCGUUGAAAGAAAAAUGAAUUAUUUCUUGAGCACACCUUGUAAAGUAUCUAUAGUUGUAUUACUCUGGCUAUUCAUUGGUAAUUGCCGUAGAAGCUGUACCGUGCAACUCAAUACACUUUGAAAGAAUAA